ACCUAAUAAAAUACUAAACUACCCUUAACCUAGUAAUAGUACCCUCAACACAUUUUGAGGUACAUGACAGGAUUUUCGACGUCGAGUUAAGGGGCAGUUGUUUUGGUUUGUGCGUUUUUCACUGGCGAGAUUGUGAAUUGCCUUUUCAUGGGGCGGAUCACUCUUUUCAAUCUCCCCACCAAAAGGGGAGAGAGGAUCCUAUCCUUGGAGAUGACAUUAUUCCAGGCUAUUGUUCAACACCACCUGGUUUCACCUAGGGUGGUUUCUCGCACAAGCCUUCACUCAAUUGAGCAGCGAUGUCGCGUGUAAGCAGCUGUUCAUAGGAGGGUUCAUGGCUUGCAUUGCUGAUCAUAUUCAUUCACAUUCAACUGAAUAGGAACAACCUUUGUGGGAUAGGUUGGGUGGAAUCAAAACACUCAUCCCCAAUCCAGCCCGACUAGUCACUCCGAACCAUAUUGCUAGUUACAUAGUGAAUCUCAAGUCUUCCACCUGCCCUCAUUUCAAGAAUUGGAACAAAGGUCAUAAACCCAUCCCCUUGAUUUGAUGGACAAUGUUGUACCACCAGGAUAUAAGGAUACCUCAAUCGCAUCUAUACUUGGGUCACUGUAGCUUGAUAACAGUGUGGACAUUUUUGCUCAGAUGGGUUGAUAGGAAACUAAUCAAAUCACUCUCCUAAGAAAAGUGAUUGAGUUGGGCACCUACUGUUAGAAUCAAUGGACGAAUAUGCACACUUGGAUGCAAUGUUUUGAAGCCUACUUUGUGCGCCCUCCGCAUUGAUUUUCCAGGACUUUUCAAUAAUUGAUGUUCGUACCUUCUAGGAAACGACUCACUUACUCAUGUGGGUGACGUGUAGGUAGGUAGCUUCUCUGCCUAGCUCUAAGUCACUAAAGAUAGAACGCUCCAUGGGAGGCAACCCUUGUCUGGCUUCUAAUUUAAAGACGUUAAACAAACGUAUUGACGAGAGAUAUCUUGAUUUUUUUUUCAUUUUUGGUUGUUUGUGCAAACCAAUCAUCAAGGAACUAGUCGGUUGGCACGCAUUUCGACCAUAAAAUAAUUUUGUUCUACCUUUCCCUGUACUCCUACUUCGGUCCAAUGGGGACAUUGUCCCAUUUAAAGUGUGGGAGGGAUUUAGGUAGAUUGUUAUUCAUCAUAUAUACCAUGUGUUAAACAAACCUCGAUUUGGAGGAAACUUUGCAAUGGGUCACGACCAUGGAUCACACCUUGUGAGCGUGUUCACGGGUUGCUUCAUGGCCGUGACAUUGGUCGUGAAUCGUUCAACAAUUUUAAUUCCCGAUCGUCAAAUCUAGAAAAUGUCUUCUGAUUUUCAUGGGUUGGAUCACGACCGUGAUGAUGAUGGGAUGACCCUUCAAAUUUACUCAAAUGCUUAUUCUGUGUAGGGGAAAAAUAAUUUUGUGUGUGCAAUUGUGCAAAAGUUACUCAAAUGCUAUGUCAGGUCAAAUCAUACUAGUGGAGCACUUUCAAGCCAUAGGGGACAUCAAAAUCAAAUUGUUGGAGCUAUGAUUGAAAUACAGGACAAUGCCUUCAAGAAACAGUGCCCAAAGUGCCAUUUGGAUGAAGAGAAACAACAAAAAUGGUGCCAUUUUAUAGAUACCAACCACUUCGUCGGGAAGUAAUCUUGAAGCUUCCUGAUUCGCAAGCCACGUAUUUGAGCAUCCUGAUUGAUUGAAUGAUGCUAGACCUGUGGAUUUACUUCUUAGAAAGCCAAAUCAAAGGCCUAUAAAUAGGUCCCUAGAGAUAGGAAAUAAAGGAGAGAGACGAGAGGUCAAGGAAGGGUCGUUACUCUGCCGAUAGAGCAACCCUCCUGACUUAAGACGAGACAAACCUACGGGGUAGAAACGACAUCAAAAAUAGUGUUGCUCGAGCUGUUUUCUCUUUCACUUGCGUCAUUUAAGAUGGGACUAGAAAUAGCUGUCUUACUCGAUCGAACAUCAUUCGAUCAAACGUCAUGAGAAAUAAAAAGGGUCCUUGUCACCCAUUAGUUCGCGGUAAAUUCUUUGACACAAGGUUGGAUUUAAAGAAAUAAGAAAUUAGCAGCUUGAAUGCCACUUAUCAUCGGGGGACACAUUGUUAGGAAACCUAGGGGAAGAUUUCCUAUGCAACAACUUUGUUCUGCGAUCUUUCACUCGUCCAGUAGCAGUAGAUUUACUUUUAUGAAUCUUGUUACCUUUGAACUCUUACGUUCUGCAAAGUCAGAGGCACCUCAACUUCCAUAAACCGACCUCCUCUUCAAUAGAACCGUAAAUCGCUUCCGAAGUAAGGGUUCUGCGAGGGGCCUUAGAAAAAUAAAUAUGUAAACCUUGACUAAUAGUUCUUGUAUCAUACCCUGAGGAAACACAAUAGAUCUAUCACCCAAAUAUAUUUUAAUUUUUGUUGGAGAUAGUUCACCUACCCCUAACUUCUUAAACACUAAAUAAGGAAAACAUUAAUGCUAUCACCUAGAUCUGCCAAACAUUUUUUAAAAUGUAAAUCACCAAUCAUACAAGGUAUAGUGAAACUUUCAGGUUCUUUCUUCUUUUUGGUAGCUUGUUUGGAGGAUAGCCUAACAUUUCUUAUUCGAAGGUAGAAAUAGCUCCCAACUUCUCCCUCCGUGUCACUAUCUCCUUCAAGAAAUUGGUUUAUUUUGGCAGUAGGUACAUGGCUUCUACAAAAGGGACAUUGAUUCGAAUUUGCUUAAGAAUAUCCAGGAAUUUGUGAAUUCCUAAUCCAGUUAAUCCCCCUUAAGUCUUGUAGGGUAGGGAUUUCCGGCUCGAGUGAGGUCUCCUUUUCCUCUUCUUCUAGGUCUAUAUAAGUUGGAGUUGUAAAUUUUAACCUCGUAGCAAGUGUUUCUAGAUUAUUCUUUCCACUUUGCAGAGUGACUAUCUUGCUUUCUUCUUCAUCCUCCUUGAAGACUAUUAGCUAGGUUAAAGCGGCUAACUUUUCUUCCAGUUUAUGUAGAUCCAUUAUGUUCUGGUGCUAAACCUCAUCUAGAUUCUGAAAUCUAUUUGUGGUUGUUCCCAUAAAACCUUCAAUUGCAUUCUUCUUAAGGGAACUUUGAUCCAUGAAGUAUUGGAAUUUUUAUGUGCAUUCUACUUGUGUGUCUUCAUGACCAAAAUUAAAGGUAAAGACUUCCGAUUCGGGCCAGGUUCCUCAUGGUGGAUUGCUUCUGGUGAUGACAAUGAUAGAUUCAAUCUAGGGUUUACAAGGAUAUAUGAAUGCCAUGGAUUCCUUUCUUCUUCUGAAGGCACUCCCCACAUAAUAUUCAAUCCCAUAGAUGAGGGGGAAACACUCUCACCUUUAUGGUGUUUUUUCUACCCCUACGAGUUUGAUUUUUUGGUCAAUCUUGCCAACUAUAGAGGGAAUGAUCACAUGUAGAGUUGGCUUGGAUGCUUCAACUUCCUCCUCUUCUCGCUCCUCUCUUCAAUCGUAAUUUUUCUCAACCAUCUAUUGCAGCAGUUCAUGAUAUCUCCUAGUUCAUUGUCUCUUAAGUUCCCUCCCCCAGACUUGAGGAUUCUCUAUUUGUGAUCAUCAUUGAUUCCCUUAAAGAAAAUUUCCACCUUUCUCCAGUCUUCAAUCCCAUGGUGAGAGCAUUCAAAAAGUAAUGAUUUGUAUAGUUUCCAAGCUUCCCCAAAAGACUCUUUCUUCCCUUGUGGAAAAGAACCUACGAUUGCCCUCAUCUUGAUAGUUCUAGAAGGAGUAUAGUAGCUAUUCAUAUACUUGAUGCAUAGUUCAUCCCACAUGGUUAUGGAGUGAUGAGGUUGACUAAUCAACAAUUUCCUAACAGUCCCACCAAGUGAAAAAGGGAAGAGCCAGAGAUGAAUCGCCUCUCGAACUUUCUCAUUUACAAUGAUCACAUUAGUGAGGGUAAGAAAUUAUUCUAGGUGGGGAUGGGAUAUCUCAUUUUUGGUCCCCCCAUAGAUUGGAAGUCGUUCUUGAUCAUAGAAUUCAUGUGAGGAAUGAUGUCAUAACCUUUCCCAUUCAAAUUAGGAUGCAAAACGGGUGACUUUAGAUCUAUUGCCCCUGGAUAUGAGUAUGACUCCAUCGUCUUUGGUCUUGGUUGUGGUUGUUCUAGUUUAUGCAUUGGUUGAGCUUGUAGCAUUGCGAUUCUUCGAAGUCCUCGAAGUGUUCUUUUGAUCUCGGUAUCAAGUGGUAUCGGGUCAAGAGAAUUUCUUCUUCGCAUACACACAAGCUUCAAAACACAAACUCAAAUAACCAUGAUGCACAAAGUGUGACAAAUAAAACAAGCCAAAACUACUAGGUAUUAAUAAGUAGAAAAGUAAGACUAAACUAACAACUCUAUGAUUUUCAGCUAGUUACCAAGGUUCCCCAGCAACGUGCAAAAAACUAGGUUCGUUAAGUGCAUGUCAUAAUCUGGAUGCACAAACUUAAACUAAAUACCCCAUCUUGAGCCAAGUGUAACUCAAGAUGGCAUUGUUAGUGUAGUGGCCAACCAAGGUCGUAUUCCAUGGGGCGUCGAUAUCCUAGGCUUCUUCUCACUCGGUUGUUAUCUAGCCAAAUCAGGUUUUGGGUUGGUUAUAUAACAAUUGGUAAUAAAUGGCAAUGGAAGAAAUGAGAAAGUAGGUACUCGGGGCACCGCCCUCACCCUCGCCCUCGUUACUAGGUAUGUCAUGCAAAAGGAUAAAACUUCCGGUUUAUGGGGGAUCAAGUGCGAGACUCGCUAAUAUAGGGGCUAGCUCAACAUUCAUGAAUCUAACCCCUUCCCAAUCAGAUCCACUAACCCAAUCUCACCUCAAUCAGAUCGACGAAUUAGUGAUAUACUCUAUUCCCUUUCAAUGUGUUGCACCCAUCUGCCACUAGUUCGAUAUGUCGAUAGUCAUGCACAACUAUCAUCACCUUGGUGGGUGUCCUAGUUUGUAGGGGAUGGUCACCUCGUCCACCAACUAGUUCCCUACAUCCUAAUCUACGCAAAUCAUGGCAACCCGCUCAAUCCACAACACCUUCAAGCAAACCCUAACUAUGCAAUUAAAGAUAGCAUAUGGAGAGACUAGUUCAAAGCACAAUAAUCAAAGAUAAAUGCAUAAGAACACUAUGAAACACAUUCCAUUCAUAAACUUAAGCAAAAUGUAUCUUACAUAACACAACCUAUAACUAGGAUUUGGGGGGUAGGGGGGACCUCUAGUACCUUGAGUGACUACCCCAUAAACGGGUGAAAAAACACAUAAAAGAAUAUGGUAGAAGAAUAGAGAUGGAAGACUUCUGGAGAAUCCUUUUCUUCUUAGCUCUUUCAUACUUCUUCUCAUCUCGUCUUCUCCUUCCUUCAGCUUCUCUCUCUAAACUCUCCUUCCAAACCAAAAAUUUGACCAAGUGUUUAAGCUCUCCUUGCAAUAUAGGAAGAGUCCACUAUUUAUAGAAUUAAGGAGCAUGGACAAAAUCUCGGACAAGGGCUUGAGAUCGCUGGCAUGAUCUUUAAUAGAGAGUCUGUAAUCUUGAAAUGAUAUUGUCCUUGCUCUACUCGCUUGGGUAAUCGUGGGCUGACUUCACGGUCACUAUCCGUAAGUCACGGUCGCGAUCUUUAUUGGGGUCUUGGGGGCAGAAGGAUGUGAGUCCAUUGUUGAAACCUUUUGUCCAUCCCUGGUUGUUUCUUCUCCAAGUUCACUGCUGAACCCUCCAAGAUCUCGGGCACGAUCUUUCUUCAUAGGAUGCGAUAUUUGGUGGAAGUUGGCGACCUCCUCUUCUUGGUUUUGAUCUUCUUUUUUUUUUUUUCUCCACAUCCUACACGUGUGCCCCGUUUUGGCGCCUAAAAUGCAAGUAUCGUGGAAUGCACCCUAAUACGACAUGAAAUGCUCCAUGGAACGAAUUCGGGAUGCAAAUGACAAUAUCUUAACCAUGUGGACCAAAGAAUGACAUGAAAUCGCCUAGAAUAUGGAGGCUAAAUAACUCCAGUUUGGGUGAUAUCACAUAUAGAAGCAUCUUUACUCUCUUCAGUUGUAAACAUGUGCAUCUUGCAAACUCGAUCUUCAAUCCAAGAUAGAUCAUCUACAACAAGGGGGUAUGAAAAAUAGAAAAUCAUUGAUUGGGGGAAGUAAAGUAUGUUCAAUAUCAACCCAGGUCGGUCCGUCUACCCCUACUUCAGUCAUUUGAAUCAUUAUCUAUCAAUAAGGUUUUGAUUGAAAAGUUUGCUAAUUAAAGUAAAACAAGACAAAGGUGAAUGGUUUUGAAAGCUCUUUUGUGGAAGGAUCACUCGGGUGUCGCUUCCCCCUAACUACUACCACGGUAUGUGAACCGAAAUAUUUCCUAUGGGCAAGGUGAUUGCUAACCGCUAGGGGACGCAAAUAUGGUCGUAGACCACGCUCAUAAUUGCUAAACCAAGGCAUGCAUUAUAGGAUGCAUGCAUUAUAGGAUGUUACUAGGCCCUCUCAGUUUAGGCAAUCAAUGGUUGACUUACUCCCUCACUCAACCCAAGAGUUGGUCGGCUUAAUCGUGCUUAACCAAAUUGCUUAAUCCAAUAUUGAGGUUUGCCCUAAAUUAGCAUAGUUAGAAGACUUGAAAAGCCCUAGGGAUACCAACUCGAUUGAGGCUCCCUUGGAAGGGGGGUUUCCCUCUCUAGACUAGGUUAAGUGCCUAAUUAGAUUGCUAAUCAUAAACAUGCACAAUCCAUAGGUUGUUAAGCAUAGACAUGCACAAACCUAAGGAUGCUAAGCACAAACAUGCACAAUCAAGAUGAAUAAUACCUCAAACAUUUGGAUUAAACAAUACCCAAUGACAAUCAUUCAAUUCACAUAAAAGAAAACUACAUGGUAGAGUUAGGGUUUCACAACACCCAAGUGAAAAGAAUUAUACUCCAUGCUAGAGAUGGGAGAAACACAAGGAGAAGGGGUAGAAACCAUCUUGGAGGAGGAUUCCAAUCUUCUUGGCCCUUGUGUUGAACUUUCCUUAUAGGAAAUCUUCCCAAAAUCUACCUUGGAGCAAAGCAGGAGCAGAGCAAGAGAGAGAGAGCGAAUCAGGGUAAGUUUUGGAGCACGAGUCAAGCCAAUCCAGCAAGUCCCACAGCAUCAAGGGAGCCCCAGAAAUGUUUUCCCUUGCUCAAAUCGGUCUAAAGCCAACGCCAUUGAUGAAUCUCAUUCGAGCAAAAACUGCUAUGAAAUUGACCCUGAAAUGUUUUCCCUUGCUCAGCUCGGUCUAAAUCCAACGCCAUUGAUGAAUCUCAUUCGAUCAAGAAAUGCUCUGAAAUUGACCGAUAAGGAAGAAAAAUCAGGUGAAUGGGUUAGCGCUAGGGCUGGGAAUCCAGACCAAACCGUAUGGGAAACCGCGGUCUAGACCGUAUCGUAUGGUUUGGUCUGGACCGUGAGACCAGAACUAUGGUCUGGUCUGGUUUGCGGUCUCCUCCUUUAGUGCGUGGUCUGAAGUGGUCUGGACCGCGGUCUACCGCAGUAAACCGUAACAGACCGCGACACACUACCUACUACCUUGGAAAAAAAUAACACUAAAUUGAACCUCCAUAUGUGUAUUUGAAGAACAAAGUUAGUUGAUUCUUCAUCUAGUUGAAAGCCAAUAAAUUGCAAAAUGAUCGCUUAUAUGUUAUCUCCUUAUCAAAGUACCACAGAAAAAUUAGAAAGACUCAUAAAUAAUAUUCACAGAUAAUGUCUAGACUAUGGAUUCGAUAAAAAUUAAACACUACAAAAAAAUUCGUUCACCUUGAUGAGAUAAGGAAAAUUAUUGAGAGAUAUGCGACCAUCUUAGUGGUUCGAAAUUACCUCGACGUCAUCAAAAAGGUUAUUAACUGGGAGAACCUUUAGAUCACUCGAGAGAGGAGAGAAGCGGUAGCACAAAGAGGAAUAGGGAAAUAAGGCUAUUUGAAAAUUGAAAAAACCCACUUCUAUCCUCAUAUUUCUUCUUAUUUAAUACGAUCGCAAUUUUUUUGUUUCACUAGCAUAUUGGUCACUAGAUUUUUUUUAUAGAUACCGGUGAAGGGUUGGAGGGCGAACAAGAGUUAAUUUUUUUUAACAUGGUCUAUCUGGUCCCUACCAUACCGGACCGCACCGCACAGGUGUGGUCUGGUCUGGACCGUAUAGUAUAUGGUCUGUGUUCCAACCUCUCGGUCUGGACCACAGACCGUAUCUAUGGUCUGGUCUGGACCGGACCGCACCGUUUCCCACCCCUAGUUAGCGCAAUCAGAGAUGAUUCGACUCAAUCGCCUACUGCGAAAUAAUCAAAUGGUAUUCAGGAUGCUCUCAGAUCAAUCCAAUUAGCCUCGAAAUGUCUGGAUAAAAAACACCCAAAUCUGGAUAGGAUUUCUUGGUUUCGCAAAUUUGAAACCCGAAAGUGGCGCGAAGGGGCGAAUCGUCAAAUCAACGACGACGAUGAUGCCUACCUGGAAGGCCUCGACCAAGCGAGCAGAAGUGGUUGAGCACAUACGUAUCUGAAAAGCCUCAAUCGAGCGAGUAGAAGAUCCAAGGAAACCUCGUUUUGGAAAAUUGCUGCUCAGCAAAUCCAAAUCCGUUUCGGAUUAGGAUUACGUGUUCUCUAUGGUUUUGACUUCUAUAUUUUCGUGUUCUAGAACAAUUAGGUUUUCCUUUUGAGUUUUACGCAUAGAUAGGUCUAUUUAAGCUCGUUUUCAAGGUAUUGUAAGACAGAUUUUUGGUAGAUAGAAUACAACUUUUGUGUUUCGUUCAUUAAGCUUUUAUGCUUUGUGAAUUGGUUGAAUUGCUUGGAGUAAUCUGAGAGUUGAAGAGCUUGUAUUGAACGAUUGAUCCCCAUCGUUCGUGGCCAACAUCUACUUAUACUCUUCGAACCUUCUUCCGCGUGAAAGAUUGCACGAGAGUUCUGUUUCCCCAAUAACAACCUCCACCAUUGUUCCUAUGUUCUUGUUCAAAGCCUACGUUCAAUUCUCAAAAUUGGACAGGCUGCACAAAUUCAAUCACGACCCUAGCUUCUAGGGCUGUAUUAAGUGGUAAUCAUAGCCCGGUUCACACACACAGUGGCCAAGAUGAAGGACGACGUUGACGGAUUUACAUGGUGGACGAGAUCGAAGGGUCCCGUUGCCAGUGACCCUGUUGUUCUACGCCAAAAGGAGUGUGAAUCCGCAGUUGAGAGUAAAGAUUUAACCAUGGCAUGCCAGGCGUUUGACAUGGAGGCAUUGCUGAACCAAAUUGACGCUCGACUUCAGGCUCAAUUGGGGGCAUUCAAGCGCGAGAUUGAUCAGAGGCUCGACGCGAUUUCUCUUCCGGAAAAUAUAAUCAGAGCAGGGGCAGUUCCGGACCGGGGUAAUCAAGCUGAAAACCCCGAAUUGAUGGAUCAGAUCGAGGAAUUGGAUUGAAGGUUGGUCAUAGUAGAGCCUUGUCCCGACCGCCAGUAGCGAGAGCAACGUGAACACCGCGAACCAGAGCCGGCAAUUCCCCCUGGGCUUAAAUUAACGAUUAAGGCGUUUCAAGGCACGUCGAAUGCAUGAACUUAUCUAGACUGGGAUCGCAACCUGAUUCUUUUCUUCCAGUGUGGACAGUAUACAGAGCAACAGAAAGUACACUUGGCUACUUAUGAAUUCAGUGACUAUGCUGCUUAGUGGUGGGAGCAGGUUCGUCUUCGACGAUAGCGAAAUUUGCAGCCUGAGAUUACAACGUGGACCUAGUUGCGCGUACGAAUGAGGGAAAGAUUCAUCCCUGCAAUUUAUCAGCGUGAAUUACAUGAAUCUCUCAACUAAUUCGUCAAGGAUCACUGAUUGUGGAGAAAUAUUUCCUAGAAUUAAAAUUGCUCCUAAUGCGGGCUGACGUUCGUGAAGACAGAGAAGCGUCGAUUUCACGAUUCCUCCACGGCCUGAAUCGUGAAAUCCGAAACGAAGUUGAUCUGUGAUCAUUUGUCGAUCUAGAAGAAGAAGUUCACAUCGCCAUUAAAAUUGAAAAACAACAGAAAACGGCGACGAGUAGACGAUACACUCCAGUUACCAAACUUGCGACUGAGUCCACCGUCGACACUACUCCACUUCCACUGCGGCCUAACACCAACAAAUCAACUACCAAAAAUGUUUUCCCAGUUGCUACCGAACGAUCUGUAGCCAUUCUUUGUUUUAAAUGUCACGGUCGAUGUCAUAAUGCCAACCAAUACCCAAAUGUGAAGACCCUGGUAAUCAAGCAAGGGAAUUACAUUUCUAACGACGAGAAAAACUCCUCUGACGACAAAGAGUUGGAUGAAGAAAUUGAAGUUGAAACCCCUCGCCCUCUAGGAAAACUCAGGGGCGUUAAUCGAAGAGCCCUCUCUAUUUAAUCGCAUUACAAUUCUGAGUAGAGGGAUAACUUAUUCAUUUCCCGCUGCAUUGUCAAUGGUGAAUUACUAUCGCUGGUCAUCGACGGAGGGAGUUACACCAAUGUUGUGAGUGCUGACGUGGUCCAAAAGCUGGGACUAAAUACCGGCAAGCAUCCUGAUCCCUAUACCCUACACUUGCUGAGUGUCUAUGGCGCCAUCCGGGUCAAUAAACAGGCUCGAAUCAAGUUUGCGAUGGGAAAAUACGAAGACGAGCUUCAGUUCGAUGUGGCGCCAAUGCAAGCUGCCCAUUUAUUACUCGGGCGUCCUUGGCAGUUUGACCGAGGGGUGUGUCAUUACGGAGGAACAAAUUGUUAUAAGUUUAAACACCUUGGUUAGAAUUUUCUGCUUAAGCCACUAAUACCGUUCGAAGUUCGGGAGGCUCAGCGUCAGCUUGAGGCAAGUCGACGGCGGCAGAAAGUAGAAGCUAGAAAUAUAUGUGUAGAAGCUUCUAAGGAGUUGAACUUGGUGACUCGGCAAUAUAUGAUAACUGCAUAUGUGAAGAAGAGGGUUGUCAUCAUCAACAGCUCUGUGCUGUUCUGCUGGAGCAGAGUAGGAGAGAGAGCGAAUCGGGGGAAGAUCUGGAGCACGAGUCGAGCCAAUCCAGCAAGUCCCACACCAUCAAGGGAUCCCCAGAAAUGUUUUCCUUUGCUCAGCUCGAUCUAAAUCCAACUCCAUGGGUGAAUCCCAUUCGAGAAACAACUGCUCUGAAAUUGACCUAUAAGGAAGAAAAAUCGGAUGAAUGGGUUAGCGCAAUCAGAGAUGAUUCGACUCAAUUGGUUACUGUGAAAUCAUCAAAUGGUAUCCCAGGAUGAUCUCAGAUCAAUCCAAUUAGCCUCGAAAUGUUUGGAUAAAAAACGCCCAAAUCUAGA
This is a messenger RNA of Linum trigynum, 11123 nucleotides long. The record is from the annotation of a GenBank genome assembly. NCBI's taxonomy places the organism in Eukaryota, Viridiplantae, Streptophyta, Magnoliopsida, Malpighiales, Linaceae.